AUUAAUAUCAUGUUACCAACAACCUCAAAUAUUUAUAUAUUAUAAAUCCAUAGAAAAUAAGAGAGGUCCAAAGGCUCCUCGCCCAUUAACCCAACCCAAGUGAGUAAAGCAGACAAGCGCUUUCCACUCUCUCUGAGGAGAUGGGAGUGAGCAACAAAAUCACAGCAUUUCUUAACUUCAUCGCCUUCCUCUGCUCAGUCGCCAUCAUCGCCGCCGGAGUCUGGUUCGCAUCGAAGCCGGACAACGAGUGUAUCCGCCUCUUCCGGUGGCCGGUUGUCCUGGUCGGCGUCUUUGUUCUCAUCGUCUCCCUCGCCGGCUUCGUCGGCGCCCAAUGGAACAAGGAGUCCCUCCUGGUCCUCUAUCUCUUCGCCAUGGCCAUCCUCAUCGUCGUCCUCCUCGUCCUCCUAGUCUUCGCCUUCGUCGUCACUCGCCCCGACGGCUCAUUCUCCGUCCCCGGCCGGGCCUACCGGGAGUACAGCCUCGACAGAUUCUCGUCGUGGCUCCGGGAUCGCGUCACUAGCUCCGGCAAUUGGAACAAGAUCAAGACCUGUCUCGCGGAAUCCGACGUUUGCGUCAAGCUCAGCCAGGAGUAUGUCACCGCCGAUCAGUUCUUCGCCGCCCCAAUCUCGCCUCUACAGUCUGGGUGUUGCAAGCCUCCAACAGUUUGUGGGUAUACUUUCGUGAACCCAAUUACAUGGGUGAAUCCAGUGAAUCAAGCAUCGGAUCCAGACUGCUAUGCCUGGAGCAAUGACCCCAACCAAUUGUGCUACGGGUGCAACUCUUGCAAGGCUGGUCUCUUGGGGAACCUAAGGGAUGAAUGGAGGAAAGCCAAUGUGAUUCUGAUAGCCGCAGUUGUGGUGCUAAUUGUUGUCUAUGUCAUUGGCUGCAGUGCCUUCAAGAAUGCCCAAACUGAGGAACUCUUUCGGCGAUACAAACGCGGUUGGGCCUGAUCUUUUAUCUUUUGACACUGCCCCUUUUCCCAAUUUGAUGGUUUUGCUUUUGUUUUCUUUCUUUUCAUCAUCUUUUGAUAACUUUUCUGUAUAUGUUCCUCUGUAUUGUUCUAUAUAUAGAUUAUAUAGAUAGCAACUGCAGACAGUUUGGAAUA
Molecule: messenger RNA, 1105 nt
Organism: Malania oleifera
Lineage: Eukaryota; Viridiplantae; Streptophyta; Magnoliopsida; Santalales; Ximeniaceae
Product: tetraspanin-2
Exons: 2
Coding region: 141-950 (269 amino acids)
Biological process (GO): auxin-activated signaling pathway
Cellular component (GO): plasmodesma; plasma membrane
Source: RefSeq, a predicted model, not a curated record